AUGAAGACCGCCACCUUUCUCUGCGCCGUCCUGGCUACCACUGCCAUUGCCCAGCCCCAUCAGCAUGGAAGCAAACGCCGCCAUGUCCACGGCAAACACCAGAAGCGCGAAAUGAAGAUCGAGUGGGUUUACGAGACCGUAUGGGAGACCGUAUACGCCGACUCAACUUCCACCGUCUGGGUUAGCUCCGACGUCCCGUCCACCAGCUCUGCGCUUCCUACCACUUCCGUGCCCGCCCAGUUCUUCGAGCCCGCCGACCAAUCGUCUUACACCACCUUGUCAACCUCCACGAAGCCUUCCGCUGUUGCCUCCCCCAUCAAGGAGUCCACUCAGCAGCAGGCGCCCGCCCCCGUGCCCACCACCACAUCUGCGCCCGCCCCUGCUCCCCAGACCCCGACUCCCGAGCCCGUCCCGACUUCGACCUCUGUCUACGUUGCUCCGGCGCCGGUUCCUACCACGUCCACUACUCCCGCGCCCGCACCCCAGCCUACUACCAGCCAGCCCGCUCCCGCGAGCACUUCGGCUGCUUCUGGUGGCUCCGGCGGUGGUUCCGGAGGCACCACGCACACUGGUGACCUGACUUACUACGCUGUUGGUCUUGGCGCCUGCGGUGAGGACGACAGCGGCAAGGACAACACCGAGAACAUUGUUGCCGUCUCUCACUUGGUCAUGGGUGCCCAGUCCAACGGCAACCCGUACUGCGGAAAGAAGGUCCAAAUCACCUGCGAUGGCAAGACCACCACUGCUACCGUCCGCGACAAGUGCAUGGGCUGCAAGGCGGAAGACAUUGACGUCAGCGAGAAGGCCUUCCUCGACCUCUUCGGCAGCCUCGGCGUUGGCCGUGGAACUGUCGAGUGGAAGUUCCUUGACUAA
Molecule: messenger RNA, 873 nt
Organism: Colletotrichum phormii
Lineage: Eukaryota; Fungi; Ascomycota; Sordariomycetes; Glomerellales; Glomerellaceae
Product: RlpA-like double-psi beta-barrel-protein domain-containing protein-containing protein
Exons: 1
Coding region: 1-873 (290 amino acids)
Source: RefSeq, a predicted model, not a curated record